Molecule: messenger RNA, 831 nt
Organism: Papaver somniferum (opium poppy)
Lineage: Eukaryota; Viridiplantae; Streptophyta; Magnoliopsida; Ranunculales; Papaveraceae
Exons: 4
Coding region: 1-831 (276 amino acids)
Source: RefSeq, a predicted model, not a curated record
AUGGUCACCGACAAUGAGGCAAUGGGAUGCAGUCACCAAACAUAUACGAAAACCAAAUUAUCUCAAAUGGAGUAUUACAGUUACCGCAUAUUUGAAUGCACCGAAGAAUAUUCCACCAUCUUAAGAGCCGGAAAACUAUUUCAAGAGUUCUUAGUUGAUGCAUGGGCAGCGACAGAGCAUAGUGAUAGAGGUAAUCCUAGUGUCACUGAUCGUCCUGAUUUGGUGGCUCGAGUUUUUGAGCUUAAAAGAAAAGCAUUGAUGAAAGAAAUAAAGGAAAAAAAGGUGUUCGGCACGGUUGUCGCCCAUGUUUAUACAAUCGAGUUUCAGAAAUGUGGGCUACCACAUAUGCAUGCUCUUAUAUUUUUAAAAGAUUCGGAAAAAAAUCGUACGACAGACAUGGUUGAUAGAUUUGUUUCUGCUGAAUUUCCUGAUGAGAAAAAUGACCCAAUACUAUUUGACACCGUAAGCAAAUGUAUGGUUCAUGGUCCAUGUGGAGAACGAGAUCCAGAUGCAUCAUGUAUGUCAAAAGGAAAAUGUACGAAAGGAUAUCCAAAGAAGUACACCGACACAACAACUUUGGACGAGAGUGGGCAUAAGAGCUGUAAAAAAUAUAUUAACAAAUACAUUCAUAAAGGGGGUGACCGAGCUACGAUGGUUUUGGGAGAACAUGACGAGAUUAAACAAUAUAUUGAUGCAAGGUACAUUGGAACACCUGAGGUUGUAUGGCAUUUACUUGAGUACCACUUGCAUGAAGAAUAUCCUGUUGUACAACGGUUGGCAAUUCAUUUACAGAAUAAGCAACGGGUUGUUUACAAGCAAGGGAAUCAAUGA